CAGCCAUAAGGGGUAUACAUACAGGUCAAAAUAAGCAGCAAAUACAGAAUGAGCUUGACUGCACAGAAGGACUUUGUCAUAUUUGUCAUCUUACUCUUUGGUUUUCAAGUCAAACGGCUGCAGAAAAAUGUUGCUGGAACAGGGAGAGGCAUGUGAGCCUUUUUGGGGUUUCAAAAGGUUCCCAUCCACCAGUGAAUAUCUGCCAAAACAAGCCCUACUACUGUGGGACCAUUGGACUUACGAGGAAUGUCCCAGAGUGGGGAGGUGAGUGAAUGGGGAGGGAAAUACGCUCAGGAGACCAUCUGUGGUCUGACAGGAACCACAGUGAUCCUCAACUGCUCCUUCUGGUACCCACAAAUGCACAACGGCCAAAUCAUAAAGGUCGAAAGGACACUGUGGUUCACGAAAGGUGCCAACGAUCAACCUGAAGAUCUGAGGAAGGACUUCAAGUACACUGAUCGUCUAGACCUAAACUGUCAAGUCAACUGGUGCACUUUGUCAAUCAGAGAGCUGAGAAAGAGCGACGAGGGCAAAUACAAGUUCAAAUUCAUAACGAACGCGACCGGAGGACAAUACACUGUCAUGUCUGGAGUCACUCUGAAAGUCACUGAUCUCAAUAUACAAAAGUCUUGGUGGUACAGAACUCCGAAUCUGAGUUGUCACAGUGAGUGUGAUUUGGACUCUCCUUCGUACAUCUGGUAUGAGAAUGGAAGAAAAAGAUUAGACUUGAACUCCAAAGAGAUCACAGCAUCAUCAAAUUACCUGAGCUACUCCUGUGCUUUAAGAGGACACGAACAGCAUUUGUCUCCUCCAGUGUGUUGGGGCCCCUCAUGUGACAAGGUGGUUUAUCUCUACAAAAGUAUCUGCGCCCUCAAAGGCUCCGAUGUGGACAUUGCUUGUACUUACGGCCACCACAAGACGGUACGGGAAAAAUCCUGGUUCCGCCCAGACAAUGGCAACACUUGGAAUGUUCCCUCAGUGUCGAGUACAUGGCAGUUGGACCAGCGUUAUUUCACUACUGACGUGGAUGGCAAACGAUCGGGUCUACUAAUCAAAAAUGUGACAGAGAGUGAUUCUGCAGAGUAUCGCUUCAAAUUCUCAGAAUGGGGAAGCGAUUUACCUGGAACAAUAUUGACAGUAACAGCUGCGCAGGUGCAGGUGAUCAAGGCCGAAAACAAAGAUUCUGACACGGUCGCUUUGCUGUCCUGUCACACAAGUUGCAGUCCUGCAUCAUAUUUGUAUUGGUGCUGGGUGAAGGAUGGACACGAAAAUGUUGGCCGUCCAACUUGGAAAAAAGAACAGAUAAUCACUUUACGUCCAGGAGAAUACAUCACCUGUGCUGUUGAAAAUUAUCCAUUAAGUGUCUCUCCUCCAUUGUAUGCUCUGGAAGCCCCCAGAGUGCUCUUGAGUAAUAAAAGUGAUAUCUUGGAGGGUGAUCUACUGACUCUUACCUGCAUAGCUGACACUCCAACAUCAUCGAGACACCGCUGGUACAAGAAAUGCAGAACGUCAGACUGUGAGGUCAUGAGAUAUGGAGAAAAGCUGGUAUUCAGCUCCAUCCAGUCUUCAGAUUCAGCUGAGUAUUUUUGUGCUGUGGAGAAUGAUCUGGGGGAGAAGAUGUCGCAAUCCGUCGUAAUUGAUGUGAAAUAUGCUCCAAGGUUCUCUAAUUUGCUGGUGAGUCCAUCAAAUGUCACCGAGGGACAGCCAGUGAAUCUUACCUGCAGCAGUGAUGCUAACCCAGCUGCUAGCUACACCUGGUACAAGGACCAAACUAUGCUUCAGGGUUCAGAAAGAAAUUACGUUUUCAAUUCCAUCCGCGCUGAAGAUGGUGGAAGCUUCUACUGCAAGGCCCACAAUAAAUAUGGAAACGUCAUCUCUUCACAGGUGGUCGUAGACAUCCAAUAUGUUCCUCGGCUACCAAGCAUCUCAGCGAGACCCUUUUCUCACGUCAGCAUGGGUUUUUCGGUCAGACUGACAUGUACCAGUGAUGCUAACCCCGCCGCUAGCUACUUUUGGUUCAAGGACAACGAGGAGUCUCCCAAUUCUAUGGGGGCUGUCUUCAACAUUAUCAACUUCCAACUACACAACGAGGGCGCAUAUCACUGUGAGGCCCGAAACGUCAGGGGAAGCCGGAGGGCCACACUGCUUCUCCGAGAAGAAAAUUUUAGGUCAUGGUUACAGGGUGCUCUCACAGUGGUAGCUGUACGUUACGCCAUAGCCGGCAUCCUGCUCAUCCUGCUUAUAGUCACCGUCCUGCUGUUCUGGAAAAAGACUACAUCAAAAGGCAGGAUGCACUUCAAAUCUCAGCCAAACACGAGUGAAGACAGCAGCAGGGAUCAACUGGAGGAGCUGAUGGUAUUCUCCGAACACUCUCCAAUCCAUUCCAACGUCACCAACAACAAAACAGACCACAAUGAGGAUGACUACGAAAAUGUGGUGGACACAGUCAUCAAAUGUGGUGGCCAAGCCUCAGGAUGAGUUCUGCAUCAUUCUUUUCACCUCUUUACAACAUCAUUUAAACGACUCUUAUUCGCCUAGGGACUAAAAUUGAUCCAGACAUCCAUGAUUGGUCCACAACACAACCCCCCAUCCAUUCUGAUUAGAGCAAAAUUAAAUACUAUACAUGCAUGAGGAAAACUGAGUUCAUAGGUCUAAAGACUCGCGCCUGAAAUUAAUCAGGAAGUUAGCAAAUUCACGUUUGAUGAAGCAAUUUUGGGCGAAUUACGAGUAACGCAUGGAAAAAUAGAAUAAAAAUUCAAACUUUAAACUUAGGCUUUUUCUUUGCUGGCUUUUUUUUUUUUUUUUUCUUGUACUCAAACGCAAUUACAGUAAAUGGCAUUUUUACUGCGCUACCAAUAUGAAUAUGUGUGUAUUACUUGAUCCAGUCAUCUACCAAAUUCUAUUCAAAUAAGAAGUAUCUUUUUGGGACAUAUAUUUUUAUGAUUUCAUGUGAUUAAAUAAAUAAAUCAUGACAAAGCCUUCUUCUUCUUCUUCCGUUGAUUUCCGGCAGACUCGAUGCCUAUUGGCACAUUGCUGCCUUACCCAAUGUGGCCAGAUCACGUAAUGACCUCUAUGUCCAUCUCAGCCCGGAGGCAACGAAAAAGUCCGCCAAAGCUCUUAUCGUUCCAUCCUGUCCCACCGCGGGACACAACAGAUCGUUCAUAGUCACAGUGCCAUGCGGCAACGGCCCUCUUUUUCCAAAAAGCUCCCGUCGCUGCUCACUAUAUAGCGGACACUCCAUCAGCACAUGUUUCACCGUUUGAUAUUGUUUGCAGUGCUCACAUUUACCAUCAGGAUGUUUACCUAUCUUGGCCAGAUCCCAAGCUAGUCCACAGUGACCCAAUCUUAGACGCGUUAACAUGACGGCAUAUUUCCUUUCUUUACCGAUAUACACCGG
Corythoichthys intestinalis (scribbled pipefish) is the source of this 3397-nucleotide messenger RNA. RefSeq names its product B-cell receptor CD22-like. The record is from RefSeq and is a predicted model, not a curated record. Lineage: Eukaryota; Metazoa; Chordata; Actinopteri; Syngnathiformes; Syngnathidae. The transcript has 11 exons. The coding region runs from base 247 to 2478 and encodes 743 amino acids.